AUGGCCAAAGUUUCAUCAACGCCAGAAACAACAAUCCCAGAUUCCACACUAACCACAUCAGAAACUGAACUUAUAACAAAUUCACCAUUUGUUCAAAACCUCUUACCGCCCCAUUUAUCAUUAUCUCCAGAAGGUGGACCACUCCCAGAUAGGGUCAAGGCAGUUGCACAAUACAUCCCAUUACAACAUGGUCUUUUAACAUACCAUAGACCCAAGAACUCACCAACACCAUUCCAAAUAUACAAACUACCCGAAGCUGAAGUUGUGCCUGGUCAUACACCAAUCAGUGAAUUCCCCAGAUUAAGCGUAACGAGGAUCCUCACGCAACAAUGGUGUGAAUUAAGAGAUUUUUUCGAAAUUUAUUCAAGAACACCUCGUGAAGAGACUGAUGCAAUGAGAAAGGGACGUAAAGAACAUUUAAAACUUGAAUUAGAAACUCAUCCGGAGAUAGAUAUGAGUGAUGUGUUGGAACAUAUCCCACAGGUGGAAUUGAAAGAAGUUGAUGUGUAUUGUCAAAGUGUUGUCGAUGCUAUUUUAAGACUAGUCACUCUAUUACAAACUGGGAGGGCGAGAGAGAUUUAUGUGCAUGGGUUCAUUGACGAGUUUGGUGUUAUUGACGAUGGUGAAGUUUUGGAUGAGGAUAGUAUGAUCGUUACUGGUGUUAUUGAUCAUUUGGUUUUGAAGUCAAGCGAUAGAGAAAGACCAAUAGAGCAUGCUUUCAAACAAAUGAAUGAUCUGAAAGAUAUCGUGGAUCUGGGGAGUGAAGUCAUUUCCAAACAUCCUAGCUCUUAUUUCCUGUUGGUUAGUGAUGUCAAGACUAGAAGCCAGCCUACUCUGCCUAGUCAAGCAAGUGUGUUACAAGGUGCAAAGAGUCAAGUUAUGAUUUAUAGGAAAUUUCUUGAAGUGUUGGGUGGUAGAUUUGGUGCUCAAUGGCUUGAAGAGUAUUGUAAAAGAAAGAAAAUUGAUAUUAAUGAACCAAUAACUCCAGAGUUUGCACUGGGUUUGAUUUAUACACAUGAUGUUUUCUGGAAAGAUUUUGAAAGAAUAAGAGAUGGUGUUGAUGUUGGUAUUGAAGGGUUUGAUAACCAUAAACAUUUUUCAAAUUAUGAUCUUUCAUACUUGAAAUCAAGUAUUACAGACCCAGAAAUGUUGGAAAAGAUUUCACCAUUUUUGAAACCAUGGUCAAGAGCACCAACUACAAGAUAUUUUAUUUCUAGAUUAUCUAAAAUGUUUCACAAUACUGCAUUAUUAUUAAGACAUGAAGAAUUAAGAGUUGAAUACUUUUUUCAAGGCAAAAAUUUACAUGACGUUUAUUUUCAAUAUGACGAGAAUGUAAUGGCCACAGUUGCUGCUAAAGGUUUAGAAUUUUGGAAAGGGUAUAGAGAUCCUCAACCCAUUGAAGGAACUUUCAAAAACAUCAAUUCAAUUUGUAAAUAUUGUGAUUUUAAAGAUCAUUGUUUAUGGACAAAGGAAAUGGAACAACAAAACUAUGAUAGAGGACAUAACAGUAUGCUAUACUAA
This is a messenger RNA of Hansenula anomala, 1521 nucleotides long. It is a transcript of the gene EXO5, whose product is annotated as Exo5p. Gene Ontology annotation, molecular function: single-stranded DNA 5'-3' DNA exonuclease activity. Gene Ontology annotation, cellular component: mitochondrion; nucleus. The record is from RefSeq and is a predicted model, not a curated record. The coding region runs from base 1 to 1521 and encodes 506 amino acids. Gene Ontology annotation, biological process: interstrand cross-link repair. Lineage: Eukaryota; Fungi; Ascomycota; Saccharomycetes; Phaffomycetales; Wickerhamomycetaceae. The transcript has a single exon.